Callithrix jacchus (white-tufted-ear marmoset) is the source of this 8194-nucleotide messenger RNA. The record is from RefSeq and is a predicted model, not a curated record. Lineage: Eukaryota; Metazoa; Chordata; Mammalia; Primates; Cebidae.
GGGGUAAGUGAGGAACCCCGACUCCGCUUCUAGUCCUGGCUGCCUCUGAAGCGACCAGGGUCUUCCCUUUCCCCGGGCUUUCUAGACUUGACCAGAUAUGUUGGAGGGAGGGCUCCAAAAAUCUGUUCACAAAGCUGGAGGACUGUUUCCAAGGGGUGUGUGUGUCUGGACGAUUUGUCUCUUCCCCUUUUACUGUCCUGUCCUCUUUAUUUCCUCAACCCGCGACAAACAGCAGGAAGAUCUAAAGACCUCUGAAUUGGUUUGUGGCAACCCUGCAUCCAGCAAGUUUAUCAGCACAAUUUUCCGACAGCCUCUGUUCACUUCGUGUCUCGUCACGUUUUGCUUCAUGUUUCCUGUUGCAGGUGGGAUAAGACCCCCUCAAGCAGGCCUGAUGCCGAUGCAGCAACAAGGAUUUCCUAUGGUCUCUGUCAUGCAGCCUAAUAUGCAAGGCAUUAUGGGAAUGAAUUACAGCUCUCAGAUUUCCCAAGGACCUAUUGCUAUGCAGGCAGGAAUACCAAUGGGACCAAUGCCAGCAGCAGGAAUGCCUUACCUAGGACAAGCACCCUUCCUGGGCAUGCGUCCUCCAGGCCCACAGUACACUCCAGACAUGCAGAAGCAGUUUGCUGAAGAGCAGCAAAAACGAUUUGAACAGCAACAAAAACUCUUAGAAGAAGAAAGAAAAAGGCGCCAGUUUGAAGAGCAGAAGCAAAAGCUCAGACUUUUGAGCAGUGUGAAACCCAAGACAGGAGAGAAGAGUAGAGAUGAUGCUUUGGAAGCCAUAAAAGGAAAUUUAGAUGGAUUUUCCAGAGAUGCAAAGAUGCACCCUACUCCAGCAUCGCACCCCAAAAAACCAGAUUGCCCCACAUCUCAUUCUACUAAAACUGUCUCCCUAUCACCUGCCUUUCUUGAUGAAGAAGAAUUCAGUGACUUUAUGCAGGGGCCUGUUGAAGUUCCCCCAUGCGGGCCUUCUUCCAUGUCCCAGCCCUUUCAGUCUUUCCACCCUUCCACCCCACUUGGCCAGUUGUGUACACAGAAGGCUGGGACACAGCCUCUCCCUCCAGGCCCUUUCUUGGAGGAGAAGCUCCUCGUAUCUUGUGAUAUAAGUACAUCUGGGCAGGAACAAAUUAAAUUAAAUACCUCUGAAGUUGGCCACAAAGCCCUAGGCCCAGGUUCCAGUAAGAACCAUCCCAGUUUAACGGCCAGUAACGGGGGUGCUGUAGAUGGAUGUGUAAGUGGCACCACUACUGCAGAGGCAGAAAAGACUUCAGAUCAAAACCUGUCAAUUGAAGAGAGUGGUGUGGGAGUAUUUCCCUCACAGGAUCCUGUUCAGCCCAGAAUGCCUCCUUGGAUUUACAAUGAGAGCUUGGUUCCAGAUGCCUAUAAGAAAAUCUUAGAAACCACAAUGACUCCAACUGGAAUAGAUACUGCAAAACUGUAUCCCAUUCUGAUGUCAUCUGGACUUCCCAGGGAAACUCUUGGACAGAUAUGGGCCUUAGCUAAUCGAACUACACCUGGCAAACUUACAAAAGAAGAACUUUAUACCGUUCUUGCCAUGAUAGCAGUAACACAGAGGGGCGUUCCUGCAAUGAGUCCUGAUGCUUUAAACCAGUUCCCAGCAGCUCCUAUUCCAACUUUAAGUGGUUUUUCUCUGACUCUGCCUACGCCAGUGAGUCAGACAACUGUGAUACCGUCAGGCCCUGCGGGCUCCAUGCCCCUCAGCCUUGGACAGCCAGUCAUGGGCAUUAACCUUGUUGGACCAGUGGGUGGAGCUGCAGCCCAGGCUUCUGGUGGUUUCCUGCCAACUUACCCUGCAAAUCAGGUAGUAAAGCCAGAAGAAGAUGACUUCCAGGAUUUUCAAGAUGCUUCUAAGUCAGGAUCCCUUGAUGACUCAUUCAGUGAUUUCCAAGAGUUGCCUGCUUCUUCAAAAACCAGUAACUCCCAGCAUGGAAAUAGUGCCCCUUCUUUGUUGAUGCCACUUUCUGGAACUAAAGCAUUGCCUUCAAUGGACAAAUAUGCUGUAUUUAAAGGAAUUGCCGCUGAUAAGUCUUCUGAAAAUACUGUUCCACCUGGAGAUCCUGGUGAUAAAUAUAGUGCUUUCAGAGAACUCGAACAGACGGCAGAGAAUAAACCUUUAGGAGAAAGCUUUCCAGAAUUCAGAUCUGCAGGAACUGAUGAUGGUUUCACCGAUUUUAAAACAGCUGAUAGUAUAUCACCACUAGAGCCACCGACAAAAGACAAAACUUUUCCACCAUCCUUCCCCUCAGGAACUAUACAACAGAAGCAGCAAACACAAGUGAAAAAUCCUCUGAACUUAGCAGACCUUGAUAUGUUUUCCUCAGUUAAUUGCAGCAGCGAGAAACCAUUGUCUUUUUCAGCUGCGUUUAGCACAUCUAAAUCAGCUUCCACACCACAGCCAACAGGUUCCGCUGCUACUACGGCAGCAUUGGCAUCGACAGCAUUGGCAUUGACGAAGACUUCUAGUUUGGCUGAUGAUUUUGGAGAAUUCAGCCUUUUUGGGGAAUAUUCUAGUCCAGCAUCUGUUGGGGAGCAGGAUGACUUUGCAGAUUUUAUGGCUUUCAGUAAUAGCUCUAUUUCAUCUGAGCAAAAGGCAGAUGACAAAUAUGAUGCCCUUAAAGAGGAAGCCAGUCCUGUUUCUCUAACCAGCAACAUGGGCAGCACAGUGAAAGGUGGGCAGAAUCCCACUGCUGCAUCUUCCAAGUAUGAUGUCUUCAGACAACUUUCUCUGGAAGGGUCUGGACUAGGUGUUGAAGACCUGAAAGAUAACACUCCUUCAGGAAAAAGUGAUGAUGAUUUUGCUGACUUCCACUCCAGCAAACUUUCUUCUAUAAACUCAGACAAAUCCCUGGGAGAGAAAGCUGUGGCUUUCAGACACACCAAAGAAGACUCUGCGUCAGUGAAGUCCUUGGAUCUCCCUUCCAUUGGUGGCAGCAGUGUUGGCAAGGAGGACUCUGAAGAUGCACUCUCUGUUCAGUUUGACAUGAAAUUGGCUGAUGUGGGAGGAGAUCUUAAGCAUGUCAUGUCUGAUAGCUCUUUGGAUUUACCAACAGUUAGUGGCCAGCAUCCUCCUGCUGCAGAUAUAGAGGACUUAAAAUAUGCUGCUUUUGGAAGCUACAGUAGCAAUUUUGCAGUGAGCACACUUACAAGCUAUGACUGGUCAGACAGGGAUGAUGCAUCUCAGGGCAGAAAACUCUCUCCAUUUGUCCUCUCAGCAGGAAGUGGAUCCCCCUCAGCGACCUCAAUUCUUCAAAAGAAAGAGACUUCAUUUGGCAGUUCUGAAAACAUCACCAUGACAUCUCUUUCCAAAGUAACGACCUUUGCAAGUGAAGAUGCUCUUCCAGAGACAACCUUCCCAGCUUUUGCCAGUUUUAAAGACAUGAUUCCUCAGACCCCUGAGCAAAAGGAAUAUGAAAGCAGAGACUAUAAAGAUUUCACAAGACAGGACCUGCCUACAGCUGAACGAAGCCAAGAGGCCACGUGUCCCAGCCCAGCUUCCAGUGGUGCCUCUCAAGAAACCCCCAACGAAUGUUCAGAUGACUUUGGAGAGUUUCAAAGUGAAAAGCCCAAAAUCAGCAAAUUUGACUUCUUAGUAGCCACUUCACAAAGCAAAAUGAAAUCCAGUGAAGAAAUGAUCAAAAGUGAGCUGGCAACCUUUGACCUUUCUGUUCAAGGAUCACACAAGAGGAGUUUGAGCCUUGGUGAUAAAGAAAUAAGCCGUUCUUCUCCUUCUCCAGCUUUGGAGCAGCCUUUCAGAGACCGUUCCAAUACUCUCAAUGAGAAGCCUGCGCUGCCUGUCAUCCGAGACAAGUACAAAGACCUGACAGGAGAGGUGGAGGAAAAUGAGAGAUAUGCAUAUGAAUGGCAGAGGUGCCUGGGGAGUGCCCUGGAUGUCAUUAAGAAGGCAAAUGAUACCUUAAAUGGAAUCAGUAGUAGUUCUGUUUGCACAGAAGUAAUUCAGUCAGCACAAGGCAUGGAAUAUUUAUUAGGUGUUGUUGAAGUGUACAGGGUAACCAAGCGUGUGGAGCUGGGGAUAAAAGCCACUGCAGUAUGCAGUGAGAAACUGCAGCAGUUGCUGAAGGACAUCGAUAAAGUAUGGAACAACCUAAUCGGCUUCAUGUCACUCGCCACACUCACACCAGAUGAGAACUCGCUGGAUUUUUCCUCCUGUAUGCUACGGCCUGGGAUUAAAAAUGCUCAGGAACUUGCCUGCGGCGUGUGCCUCUUAAAUGUGGACUCAAGGAGCCGGAAAGAAGAGAAGCCUGCAGAAGAACAUCCUAAAAAAGCAUUCAACUCAGAAACAGACAGUUUCAAGCUGGCCUAUGGAGGGCACCAGUAUCACGCCAGCUGUGCCAACUUCUGGAUCAACUGUGUCGAACCAAAGCCUCCUGGCCUCAUCCUGCCUGACCUGCUCUGAACAACUCCUCUGUGAAGCAUCAACUUUUUUUUCUGUGACACCCUAUGGGAUGACAGGGACCAAUAACUAGAAUGCGAAUGCUGCACAGCUGGCUGCCGUGACUCUAGAUGAAGAACACCGCAAGGCACGGGGGACGCUGCCGGGCCCAGUCAUUCCCACGGCCGGUCUUCGGGAUUGGAGGUAAAACUGUCCCACCCAAACUGCACAUGGCAACGGAAGUUUGCUCACUUCUCUCUACUUUUCUUAAGAUCUUCUAAAAUAUGGACCAUAGCUUUCUUGAUCUAAGGAAUAAUUUGCUGCUGCAGUAUUGAAACUGUGAAGAACUGACAUUUGAAGAAAAAUAAAUUAUUGUUGUGGGACAGGAACGGGCAAUGGUUUCAAGCCAGUGCUUGUUUUUAUGUAGGAUGCGUACUGUCCCGUGAAGUAGAAUGCGUUUAUCUGCAUUUAGUUUGUUAAUGUCUGUAAUGAAUAAAAAGGGGGAGAUUGUGAUUAAAUGAUGUUCUGUGCCCAUCUCCCCUGGAUUGUAGCAGGCAGGUGAGUGUAGCUUUCACCAACUUUGUUGUCAUAACCAAACCAGUUCUCUACUUUCAUUUCUGUCAGCUAUCAAGACUUUUUCCCAAAACAGGCCUGGGCACUCUGCUGUCAUGAAGAUUGCUCAUUUUGACGGAGGCCCAAAUCCUGUGUAUCAGGAUAAUACCCUUCCCCUCCAGGAGCCUUCAGUGCAAACCUGUUUUGCCACAUGCAAAGACUGCGACCGUGCAGUUUUCUCGGACGAGAUUCAGAAAGGCAGUGGGAUGAAAUCUCUUUGCAGUGGCCCGUCUCCAAAUUUCCAAAGAUGACUGCAUAGGGACCAACACUGCCUGACUUCACAGCAGUAUCUUGAGAAAAACCUGAAAAUUAAUUCAGGGUGAAAAUGUGGAGUUCUUGGCCUAGUGUAAAGUAGCAAGAUGUGUAUUUAUGGGUAGAUACAUGACUUAGAAGAAGUAGAAGGAAACUGUUGAGAAAUAGUACUGAAUUUUAGAUGGAAAAGCUCCUGCUUCCCGGUGUAGGGAAUUUUCUUUGCCAUUUAAUCUGAAUGCAUAAAAUUAGAGGGAAAAAGCCAAGUGGCUGAACACUGUGUUAUUCCUAGGAAGAACAUAGCGAUCUGGGACACACGUCUCUGAACUGUUGUUGAUGCGCUUUGUGAAGAGGUUUUUCAGUCUGCUUUACUUUCCUCUGCAUGGCUUCGGCUCUCUGACCUAGACUUAGCUUUUAUUUUUAAACUGAAAAGGUGUUUGUGUAUAUAAUUGCUUUUACAUAAUUUAUUUUCCCCAUCAGGAUAAAUUCUAUCUUGCUCCAUCUUACAGCUUUUCCAUGUUCUUCAAGAAAGGUUUAGAAGGUUUUCAUUAAACAGCUGUUGGUGAGGCUUCUGCUUGACCUUCUGCAUACCCGAAUGCACAAGAGGCACUGGGAAGAGAAAUGCUUUUCUCACUGGCUCCCAAUGAUACCAUCUCUGGCCAUUCAUGACUGAGACAGCUCACUCUGAAGUGGCACCUUUGGAGCCUUUGCCCACCACAAGGCUAGUGGGACAGUUUUUGGCAGGCUUUUGCAGAGGCCUUGGUGCUUUCAUCCUGGGCAGCGCCAGCUCCACAUGGAGCUGGAAUGCAAGCAGGCUUCUAAUUGACCUUAUAAACUUCAUAACAGAACUAUGACAACAGAAUCUGCCUUUGCAGUAAGAAUAUUUCCCAGGAGUUAGAGACCAGCCCUGGGCAAGAUAACAAGACCCCGACUGUACAAAAAAAGAAUUAGCUGGGCAUGGUGGUGUGCAUCUAUGGGCAUUUGUGGUCCCAGCUACUUGGGAAGCUGAGGCGAGAGGAUUGCAUGAGUCCAGGAGUUUGAGGCUGCAGUAAGCUAUGAUCGUGCCACUGCACUCCAGCCUAGACUACUCUGUCUCUUAAAAAAAAAAAAAAGUUUCCCAGCUUGAAUUUAUAGUGCUGGAACUUUUCAAAAUGCUCUGUAGACUCCUAUCCCAUCACAGUGGCCUAGUAUCGACAUUUAAAAAGUAAACUCACUUGUUAACUGGGCUGGUUUCUAUUUCUGAGAAAUUCCAGAAUGCCUCAGAUAAAAUUCCUUAGUACCAAGGACGAUAGGCUUAGUCACUCCUUGGGAGGUGCCACAGGGAAAUUCAGCAGACAUCAACAAAAAAAAGCUUUUGCUAUGAAAAGUAUUCAGUACCUUUCAUAUCUGUUGAAUACUUGAAAUGUUUAAUUAGAUGCCACCAAUGGGGAUCCGAGGAGUGUGGGACACUGUUGCGCUGCUUUUCUUUAUAAACGUUUAUAAUGACAGCACUGCAUUCAGCUUCACCUCAGCUCUUCUCGUUAGCCAGGAGCCCUGUGUCCUUGGAAACGGUAACCAAGGUUACUUAUUUCCAUACUGUGUAUUGUGUCGGUGGCUUCACCCCACUGCUUGAAUGGCGAUUAAGCCCUUUUCUUUUUUUGGUGGGAUGUUUUGCCUUUAAAAUUUGUAUGGCUUAGUGUGUAAUUUAAUUUUUGUCUGGACAUGCUUGAGCUAGAAGAGGUACUGGAUAUCUUAGGAUAUUUUCCAUGCUUUAUUUUUCCUGUGGUUGCUAGUUAGCAUUUCAUAUGGGUUGUGUGUGUUUAAUUUGGAUAUUUUGGCUGGUCGCGGUGGCUCAUGCCUGUAAUCCCAGCACUUUGGGAGGCCGAGAUGGGUGAAUCACGAGGUCAACAGAUCGAGACCAUCCUGGUCAACAUGGUGAAACCCCGUCUCUACUAAAAAUACAAAAAAUUAGCUGGGCAUGGUGGUACACGCCUGUAGUCCCAGCUACAUGGAGGCUGAGGUAGGAGAAUUGCCCGAAUCCUGGAGGCAGAGGUUGCGGUGAGCCGAGAUCGCGCCAUUGCACUCCAGCCUGGGUAACGAGCGAAACUCCGUCUCAAAAAAAAAAAAAAAAAAAUUGGAUAUUUUGUGUACAUAUACACAGUUGAAGAGUCUUGGGGGGUCUUGUUUAAAAGUGUCUUUUCUUUGCCUGUUUAAUGUGUGCUUCGGCUUUGGAAAGAUCAUAGGGGCUGUAUGUUACAGAAAUAUGAAAUGCUGGCCCUGUACUAGGGACCACUACAAAAAUUCCCCUGAAUACCUUCGAGGUCAAAUGCCUUCCUUUGUGAACAGUUAAUAAACUGACAUUUUCAGACAUUUGCCAUUCAGACAGGGAGCGCUGUAGCCUGCUGUAGACCAUUCCAGCAAAUGUCAGUGUGUGUCGCCUGUAUUUUUUAUGUUUAAGGUAUUUAUUUCUUCAGGUAAGUGUGCACUAAAUAGCAAUAUUGAAAAGCCCACUCCUUGCUGGGCUGAGGAAAUAAAGCUUUAGUGAAACAGUUGGGAGAAAAAUGCCACUUGACACAUGCUUUUUAUAUCAUUAUAAUGAAGCUUUUACUUAAUUCCAUCAUUUAUAUGUUGAUGUGAACGUUAAGUGGUUAUUCACGUGGGACAUCUCAUUACUUUGUAGCUGUGGCUUUAUUAACCAGUGAAUGCUAUGGCCUGUAGGGAAAUGCAUUGUCUUCUGUGUGAUGUGGAAUUUGCUCCUGUAUUUUAAAAGAUGGUAUGUUUUUUUUUUCCCUUGUUUAUAUUUUAAUAACUGCUCUAAUUGAUAUGUUUAGAUAUUAUAAAGUUUUACCUUUAAAAUAUUUUCAGGGUCUGUUCUGAAAUCACAGAACAGGCCCAGAACAGUUAGUGUUGUUAAACUUCACUAACCAAAAUACAAGCGUAGAACAA